AUGACCAACCAAGAGAACAUGCGGGGCAAUCCCAACCCCAACAUCAGCCAAACCCAAAGCAACACCCCAGCCCCAGCCCCAUUACCCUCAACCUCAAACACCCCCUCCAACCAACCCCCCGCGCCCCCCUCGCUAGCAACCCGCAUCCAAACCUCCGCAACAGGCCUAGCAAAAAGCGCAUUCCGCCCGAGCUCCGACCUCGCCAAUACCCUAGCAUCAAGCACAAGCAGCAAACCAGCCGGUCCAUCCUCCCUCCCAAAUACACAAACAAGCAGGGAUCUAUCCACAAAUACCACACCGCAUGGAGCCCCCAGUUCCGGGUCUGUGUCUGCGCCUGGAGCGCAAGCCUUCCGCGAAUACGAUACAUAUACAUCGACAGCGGGUGGAUUCGCUCUACCCGCCUUGACAGAAGAUGAGUUCCAGGGAAAUGUAUACGGAUAUGAGAGAGAUACAGAUCUGCUAGGCGCAAACACGACCACAAAUACAAUCACAACAGACACAAACGCGAAUGCAAAUACAAUCCACCCCCACGAAGACCUACAAACCCCCUCCUCAGCCUGGAAAGGCAAAGCCCGCGCCCACGACCCAACACAACACCAAUUCGAAACCGUCUGGCAGCGACAAUGGCAUGACCCACAAAACACGCAGACAACGGCUACCUCAACCACAGACGGUGCAGCCGUCGUGUCUCUUCUAUCCGAUACGAACUUCGAUCCGAACUUCGAGGAUCCGACGACUGUACCGGAUACCGAGCUUGAUUUUGCCGCUGCACCGGCUCCGCUUUCUGCAGCCGAGAUGAAAAUGCUUGAUUCUUUUCGGAGAGGGUUGGGGCUGGAUGAGGAGAGAGCGGAGGGGAAUGGACGGUUGACGGGUGCGAGUCUUAUUCCUGAUAUUGAUGUCUUCUUGAGUCAGGGGCUUGGAGCUGAGGGUGGGAUUGGGAUUGAGACUGGGGAGAGGAAUGCUACGGUUACGGCUACGGGUGCUGGCUCUACUUCUAUUUCGCUCCGCGAUGCUGCGUUGAGGAAUCUUCCCGAUGCGAGUAAUUGGGCUGGUAUUCAGGGGCUUGGAGCUGGGAGUGGGACUGAGAAUGCUAUAGGUUCUGGUCCCAUUCCUACUUCCCUCCGCGAUGCUGUUUUGAGGAAUCUUCCUGGCGGGGGUGAUUGGGUUGGUGCUCAGGAGCCUGAUCUUGAAGUCUUUUUGAGUCAGGGGGUUGGAGCUGGGAGUGGCAUUGGGGUUGGAACUGGGGAAGGAAAUGCUACGGCUACGGUUACGGGUGCUACUCCCACAUCUGCUUCUACUUCGCUCCGCGAUGCUGUUCUAACGAAUCUUCCUGGUGCGGGUGAUUGGAUCGGUGUCGAGAAGAGAUAUCAUGAUGAGGUAUGGGGGUAUUUGCAGCCUGUGCUUGAGGAGGCGAGAGCGGAGAUUGAGGAGAAGGAGGUUGGGGUGGAGGGAUUAGGGGUUGGGGAGGAUGGGCCUGCUGUGAGGAGGUUGAAGAUGAUUUUGAUGCAUAUGAAGGGGUGA
Penicillium expansum is the source of this 1521-nucleotide messenger RNA. RefSeq lists its product as uncharacterized. The record is from RefSeq and is a predicted model, not a curated record. The coding region runs from base 1 to 1521 and encodes 506 amino acids. The transcript has a single exon. NCBI's taxonomy places the organism in Eukaryota, Fungi, Ascomycota, Eurotiomycetes, Eurotiales, Aspergillaceae.